Condylura cristata (star-nosed mole) is the source of this 2018-nucleotide messenger RNA. RefSeq names its product TERF1 (TRF1)-interacting nuclear factor 2 (gene TINF2). Gene Ontology annotation, cellular component: shelterin complex. Gene Ontology annotation, biological process: regulation of telomere maintenance via telomere lengthening; telomere capping. The transcript has 9 exons. Lineage: Eukaryota; Metazoa; Chordata; Mammalia; Eulipotyphla; Talpidae. The record is from RefSeq and is a predicted model, not a curated record. Gene Ontology annotation, molecular function: telomeric repeat DNA binding. The coding region runs from base 289 to 1602 and encodes 437 amino acids.
GCGAGGAGGCGCUCGCCUUCGAGCCCGCGGCGGCGCGUAAAUAGAGCGACCUGGUGCCAGCGUCGCGUGCCAUCUUCGCCAGCCGGGCUCCGGCCCGAAGUCAAGACCUCCAGGUUUCCGGUGGCCUGUCCCUGGAAGGACUCUCGGCCGGGUCGCCAAGAAUACGGCGCAGCUCGAAAUAACCGAGCCUCUGAGGGCCACCAGACGCCCCGCCCCUGGGAGGAGUUGGAAAGCCCGGUGGUGGCGGACGGAGCCUGAAGGGACUGCCCCCGGGGUGGGGCACUGGCCAUGGGUACGCCCCGCGGGGCCGGCCCGGUGGCCCUGCGCUUCGCCGCCGCUGCCAGCUGGCUUGUGGUGCGCAGACGCAGCGUGGAGCAGUUUCCGCAAGUGUUACAGUUUCUGCAAUGCCUGCGCGCUGCUGCUCCCGGCUUGGUUCGCUACCGACACCAUGAACGCCUGUGUAUGGGCCUCAAGGCCAAGGUGGUGGUGGAGCUGAUCCUGCAGGAUCGGCCUUGGGCCCAGGUUCUGAAUGCCCUGCAUCACCAUUUCCCUGAACCCGGUCUUGUUGUGCGGGACCCCAAAGCCACAAAGCAGGAUCUGAGAGAGAUUUCCGAGGCACAGGAAACCUUUUGCCAACAGGUGAAGCAACUAGCAGAGGCCCCUGUGGAGCUGGCUUCAAAGCUGCAGGAUCUUGCACGAGAAUAUGGGGACUCCUUUAUUGCUGCAGUGGAAAAGCUAUUCUUUGAAUAUUUAUGUCAGCUGGAAAAAGCACUCCCUGCACUGCAAGCACAGCAGCUUCAGGAUGUACUCAGCUGGAUGCAGCCUGGAGUCUCUCUCUCUUCUUCUUGUGCCCUGAACCAAUAUGCACUGGACAUGGGGUGGCCACUACCAGAAUGCUUGCUUACUGACUCAGUGGACAUGACAGAACCCAUGGAGCAGAGUCCUCAGCAACCAAGACUAGAGCUCCACAGUCCUUUGCCAAAAGCCACGCCUGAGCCAUGCCUUCCUCAGGGAGCAGCCUCAAGGAAGCACCCAAAACCUCUGGCUGGUCACCACUUCAAUCUGGCCCCCCUGGGCCGGAGAAGAACCCAGUCGCGAUGGGCAUCCACUAGGGGAGGACAUAAAGAGCGCCCCACAGUCAUGCUCUUCCCCUUUAGGAACCUGGGUUCACCAACUCAGGUCAUAGCUAAACCUGAGAACAGAGAAGAACAAGGGACAUACAUGGCAGACCCAGCAAGUGCUGUGGGCAAGAGAGCAGGUCCCACUGGCAAGUCUAAGGGUCCAUCCCAGGUACUAGGCGGAAGAGCACUGGAGAGUCCAGUUGACCUGUCUGCCUCCAAGCAAAAGGAGAAUUGCAUGGAUUGUCCCAUGAACCCAAGACUGUCAUCGCCUCCUAGGUCCACGACACCAGUGUGUCCUCCAUCUAUGUGCAGCUCUGUCAUUACCAUAGGGGACUUGGUUUUGGACUCUGAAGAAGAAGAAAAUGGCCAGGGGGAAGGAAAGGAGUCUCUGGAAAACUAUCAGAAGACAAAGUUUGACACCCUGAUCCCCACCUUCUGUGAAUACCUCCCCCUUGUGGCCCCAGUGCAGCCUGCCCUGUGAUCUUGUAGCCAGCUCUAGACACCUGGGGUAGGACAGCUGUGCCCUCUGCACUCUGCUGUCGCCCUCCUCAGCGCUGUUUAUGGCGAUAAUGUGCAAGCCCUGUGGGCAGCCUGACUCCACAUUCCUCAAAUUACUCUGUAAUGCCUAGUGAUUAAACUUUGGAUUUAUUGAAACACUGUUUUGGGCAUGGGGAGGGGGAGGAAAGCUGCUUUAAGGUCAGGGUGGGGCAUUUCUUAGAGAAAGAACUGGCUUCUUAGGGCUGAAAGCUUGGAAAGGAAAUUUCCUUUAGCUGUUCUGAAAAUGUGUGUGUGUGCCCUCAUGCCAGAAUACACUUCGUACAUUCUCACAUUCUCUCUGCCAGGUUACCUGGGGGUGGGUGACGCUAGAAGGAAGACAUUUCUUGGGGAAAGUACUCA